AAUUUCAAUUCACUAGCGAAGAAGAAGACAUUCAGAGAUCAAAAAUGAGUUUUAGGGUUAUUGUCCAAUAGCAAAGGGAAAAUUUCUUGAUGCUGAAGUGCUGCAGGAACUUGGCUCAAAGUAUAACAAGACUCCAGCUCAAAUAUGUCUCAGAUGGUCGCUUGAGCAUGGUGUUCCUAUUAUCCCGAAAAGCAAAGAGAAACAUCGAAUUGCCGAAAAUAGGAAUGUCUUUGACUUUUCCUUGAAUGUCGACGACAUGAAAAUGUUAGCAAAGCUGCAACAAUGUCCAAAGAAGCUCGUUCGUUUCGAAGACUUGCCGAACAAAUUCGAUCUGCCUGAUGGUUACAAACUGAAUGGACGAGUGUUCGGUGUUCCGGACGAGCUGAUUUCCGCGGAGAAUAUGGCGGUUGUUAAUGGAGUUCCUCUAGUCAAAACGUUUACUGAUUAG
Molecule: messenger RNA, 448 nt
Organism: Strongylus vulgaris
Lineage: Eukaryota; Metazoa; Nematoda; Chromadorea; Rhabditida; Strongylidae
Source: the annotation of a GenBank genome assembly